GUCACGUCAGGGGUGAAAGGAUCCUGAGAGAGGGGGGAACCGCAGACACCAGGAGGACAACACAGGAUGAGCCCGGGGUAACGCCGGAGGAUCGGAUAAUACAAUAAGUAUCUUUUCGAAGAUGGAUAAUUACUUUCAAGCUGCAGUCAUAGAUCUGGAUAAACUGCUUGAUGAUUUUGAACAGAGUACAGAUGAACUGGAAAACUACCAGCCACGUGAGGAGCCCUUUAACCCAGACCAGCAUGACUUCUACCUGCAACCAGAUUACCCAAGUCCUGGGAAGGAGCCAUGUGAUAGUGGUCCUCCACUCUCUCUAUCUGAAUGCCCAGAGGAAAAUAUUUUGGAGUUAAAGCCAGGGGCUCCUGUCUCAUGCAGUGACAAAAGUGUAACAGGCCCAGAUCUCUUAUCCUGUGUGGAUGGAGGAACAUCCAUAGAAGAUGAGUCAAAUACUGGGAGGAGUAGUGUUCCUAUAUGUGAUCUCAUUAGUGACACGGGCAGUUUACUUCAUGCAGCAAGUAGCAGUGAGUCAUUGAUCCCAGAUUCCACCCAGUCUAGUGGAAAUCUUGUUUCUGACCUUGAGUUGCUUUCUGACCCAAGUUUUUUUGCUAUUUCACCUUCAAAUCCCUCCACUCUAUUACAAAAUGAAGAUGCAGAUGUUGGAGAUCUUGUUCCUAUUAAUUCUAACUGGCUACCACUGAGUGAAGCCAAUCUUCUUGAUAUUAGUGCCAAAGCAAGCAGCACUACUCUUCCUGUUCACUCAGGUCUAACCCCCAUCGUGGAUGAGGCGAGAGAACCCUCUGAUACUGCGUCCACUAGUGACUCCAGUAGUAGCUCAAGUUCUUCAAGCACAGAUGGAUAUGUAAGUGAUGAUCUGUCCUAUGAGGCAUUACCCGAAGAUCAAAUUAAUGUUGUGUCAAAAGAGCAUCAUGUAGAUGUGGUGUAUGCUCUGAAUACCAUGGAAUUUCCUCAAGUAGCAAGCCAGGAAGUCACAAUGACCCCAAGCCAGCAUGUUGUAAAUUCUAGCGCUUUAGAUGAUUACAACGAAUGUUCAGCCUCAGGGCCAUCUAUAGCCAAAAGCAUGAUGACCUCAGAAUGCAAUGAUGACAUGUCUGUUACGUCAGCCUUAUCUGUCUGUAGUGGAGAAAAGCCCAUGGACUCUUCUAGCUCUGUUAUAGUAGACUCUAUGAUAAAAGGCAAAAGUGAGCUGCUUGAUGAACACAAGGAUAAAGUGUUAGCAGCCCAAAAUUUGGAAGAUGAAUCCAUGAGUGUAUCAACGGCGAGCUUUGAGAUAAGUGAUGAAGAUAAGUCACAUAUGUCACCUGUAGCCAAAGGGCCUCCUGUACCCUAUGAAGAGCUUGUACCGGAGGAAGUUUUGUCGCAGCAACCUGAAUUACCUGCAGUAGAAAAAUCCAGCAUUGCACCUAAGCCGGGCCCUGAUCCAGUUCACAAGAGUGAAUUUGGAGACGCGGUAUUAUCAGAUUUUAUGAGUCACGGUUUGCUAACUGAUCCUAAUGACCUAUUGUUAGGUGACACAUAUAUAACAGAUGCUGAACUUGAUGCUUUUCUUAGUGAGGAAGGUUUACAUCUAAGUAAUGAAAGUGCUGUGGGAACUUUCCCAGCCUAUGAUUGUGCUGACGCAAUUUCAAGUGGGCCUAGAACUGAAGCUUUAAGUGAUGAAUUGCAGUCUUUGAAGAUAGACCAAAAUGAGACUGAGGACAGCACAGUCUGCAGAACUGUGGAUGUCACUAAUAAUAACGCUGCUUCAUUACACCCAGCUCUGGAGGAAGGAGCUCUUCCAGGUGCUAGCGUGCCUUCACCCAUCGGAGGUGCAAGGCCCAAGCAGUUGUUUCAUCAUCCACCAAAUUCUCUGAAUUUAAGCCGGCCAGGAAAACUCCACAACAGGGAUGUAGAAGGAAAUCUGGCUGAACGAACAGCUGAAGAAGCCAGUCCCUACGACUCGCCUUCUGAUAUUGUUUCACCAAUUCCCAGUAACAGCAUUCUGAAAAAAACAAUGAAUGUGGAGUCUGAUGAGAGCCCUGAGAUGAGUGUGGAGGUGCCCGGGAAACCUGAGGAGGGAACAGGAGAAAAUCCGGCUCCCGGCCACAGACAGCCAACCUGGAUCCCUGACUCCGAGGCUCCUAACUGUAUGAAUUGCAGCAUUAAGUUCACGUUCACAAAGAGGAGACAUCAUUGUAGAGCUUGUGGAAAGGUUUUUUGUUCUGUCUGUUGCAGUCAGAAGUGUAAAUUGCAGUACUUGGAAAAAGAAGCAAGAGUCUGUGUGAUUUGCAAUAGCGCCAUCACCAGAGUUCAGGCUAUUAAGAGGAUGAUGAGCCCAACUGCUCCUAGUCCAAACCCCAAUGUCCCCUCUGAGUAUUAUUCUACCAUUCCACCUUGGGUACAGGCCCAGGCAGCUGGUACACUUAACUCUCCUCCACCCACUGUUGUGGUGGCUGGCUCAGUACUUAAACAUCUUGGAGGUGAAGGCCUGAUGCAGAAGGAACAGAAGAGGGUGUGGUUUGCUGAUGGAUUAUUACCCAAUGGAGAAGUUGCUGAUACAAGUAAACUUGCCGCCGUUGGGAAAAGAUCUACUCCGGAUUCUGAUGCAGCUUCUCCACUCUCUCCAGAUUGUGCCUUGCAAGUUGCUGGCCUUUUCCAGGACGGUACAAAGCAAUCUGAUACACCGGAAAUAUCGGGUACCUCUGUUGAAGUGCCUGAAGAGCAGGCAUCUGCCUCUGAUGAAGCAGCUAACACCUUUAGUGUAUCCUCGCCAAAAGACUAUCGAAUGUUGUGUGGGAUCGAUAAAUGUGUUAUCAGAGAGACAAGUCUUAUUCCAGUUGAUGAUUUAGGCCUUCCGCCUCUUCUACUGGCUAGUGGAGAAAGUGGAGACGCCGUGGUGGAGAACAGUCCAACUCAUGCAGGAGUAAUGAUGCUUUUGAAUGAAGAUGGGCCCAAUCCCUUGACUUUCAUCUUGAAUGCAAACUUACUUGUGAAUGUCAAGAUAGUAACUUGUGCUUCAGAAAAGUGCUGGUUCUUUGCUACAAACGGAUUACAUGGCUUAGGUCAGCCAGAAAUUAUAUUUGUUUUAAAAUGUUUACCGGAUGAAGAUACUGUCCCAAAGGAUAUACUUAAACUUAUGGUGCUCAUUUACAAGGAUGCACAGAAAGGAAAAUAUAUAGGCAAUUUGGACAAUAUCACAUUCACAGAAAGCUUUCUGAGUAGUAAGGAUCAUGGCGGCGUCCUGUUCUUUACACCGACUUUUCAGGAGCUCAGUGGAUUGCCUGUUCCUAACAGUCCUUUCUUGUGUGGAGUUCUCAUUCAGAAAAUGGAAGUACCCUGGGCUAAGGUUUUUCCCAUUCGCCUGAUGCUGAGAUUGGGAGCUGAGUGCUCUGUAUACCCUUCUCCCAUAACAAGUCAGAGACAACGAAAAUCUGUAUAUGGAGAGAUUGGACACACGAUCAUUAAUCUAUUAACUGACCUUAGAAAUUACCAGUACACGAUCCCACAUGUAGAUGGUUUAGUAAUUCACAUGGAAAUGGGCAAAAGCUGCAUCAAGAUCCCUUCAUGGCGACACAACGAGAUACUGAAGGUAAUUCAUUCAUGCAAUGAACACGUCAUAAGCAUCGGUGCCAGCUUCAGUAUGCAGGCAGAUUCUCAUCUGGUCUGUGUACAAAACAACAAUGGAAUUUACCAGACACAAGCCAGCAGUGUCCCUGGCCAGUCACGACAAGUUACUGGAGCAAGUUUUAUUGUUUUCAAUGGUGCUCUGAAAACGUCAUCUGGCUUCCUUGCCAAGUCUAGCAUAGUAGAAGAUGGUGUGAUGGUGCAAAUAACACAGGAAAUGAUGGAAGCUUUACGGCAAGCUUUGAGAAAUAAAAAGGACUUCCGGAUAACAUGUGGGAAAAUCGACUCCGGAGAGUUGUCUGAAGAAGUCAUUAUCCAAUGGGUGGAGCCUGAAGAGAAACAAAAUAAAGGAGUCAUAAGCCCUGUUGAUGGCCAAUCCAUGGAAGGGAUUCCAAGUGAAAGGAUUUGCCAGGAAACUGAUUUUGAAGCUCAUGAUAAAACAGUAAAGUGUACAGAGGUGUUUUAUCUCCUUGGAGAGCGUGAACCAGCCAGCAGUACAGCUCAUACUCAGUUUGCUAAAGAAAUUGCCACGGCCUGUGGAGCUGCUCUGUGUCCGCAUAUGAAGACCUUGAAGAACAGAGGAAUGAACAAGAUAGGACUGCGAGUCUCUAUGGAUAUUGACAUGGUGGAGUAUCGAGCGGGGUCAGGAGGUCAGCUUCUCCCGCAAGUGUACCUAAAUGACCUAGACAGCGCUUUGAUUCCCGUCAUCCACAACAGGACAUCAGACAGCAGCAUAUUGCCUUUGGUGAUGGAACUCAUUUUUUACCUGAUAGAAAGCCUCAGUUAGCAUAAACUUCCAUGCGUGGUUUGUGUUUUAUCGCACUGAUUGCUCAAAUCAGCCUCUGAGACUUAAAAUUUCCUUCACCAGCUCCUGAGUGAAUCAGCCUCCCUAAGCAGGAGAGCAUAAUUUUGGUGUGUCAGUCGUGCAUUGCUAUACAUACAAUAGCAAAGGUGCACCUCUAAGGGCCAAUCCAUGCAAUUUGUGUUACCACGUUCACUGUCCGUGCAAGGUAAAAUGUUGUAUACAUUGGACAUCGUUCUAGCCCCAAAUAAGGCAAAGACCAAACAUUUGCGGUAUAUUAAAGAUCUGUGUUACAAAACUGAGCUCAAUACCUAAAAAGAUGCAUACAAUGAAAUCAGCUAGAGGUUAGAAUGAGAUUAUUGUGCACCUUAUUUACU
Nanorana parkeri is the source of this 4800-nucleotide messenger RNA. It is a transcript of the gene ZFYVE16, whose product is annotated as zinc finger FYVE-type containing 16. Lineage: Eukaryota; Metazoa; Chordata; Amphibia; Anura; Dicroglossidae. Gene Ontology annotation, biological process: endosomal transport. The coding region runs from base 122 to 4408 and encodes 1428 amino acids. The record is from RefSeq and is a predicted model, not a curated record. The transcript has 18 exons. Gene Ontology annotation, cellular component: early endosome membrane. Gene Ontology annotation, molecular function: metal ion binding.